AUUCGACAACACGCCAGCAUCGACGGACCACAAAUACUUUGUAGACAAGGCGCUCGUGCCGUUUAUGGUUUCAAGAUUGGAAACCAACCAAAGUGACUUGGAAGGUAGUAUGAGCGGCGAAUCCCCCCCAGCAGUUAAAGAUCCUCUCUCCAAUGAUGUUUACUCCGAUGAGGGCUCAACGGACAAAGAGACUCCACUGAGUGACUUGUGCAAUGCCAUCUUAAUGGAUCUUGAGCAUGCGGUUGAAAAAGGCACCGGUUGGGCAUGGAAGGACAUUAACGUUGCCGUUCACUUGCACGACGUGUUAAUAAGUGUGCGGCACUGGAAGAACAGCGUUCACUGGCUUGCAAUAGGCGCCAAUGCUCCCAGGGUCGAUGAAAAUGUGGACCUUUCCGUCUCUAGACUGCUCGAUUCGGUGGAAUUUCACGACUCUUUCCUUUCGGGAACUGUUCGGUUAUACUUGGACGCCAUCGCCGAGUGUGUGAACAAUAUACGUCUCUUGUAUAGCGAGGAAGGACAUAAGAAGAGUCCGACCCUGGAAGAUGCCCUUAAAAAGGAUCUUGAAUCUGCGGUACAAUGCCUCGGGCUACAACUCACUCCCAUCCGCGCAUUUGCGGAGUCAAAAACAUAUACAAAACAAUCCGAUCUAGCAUCACCAGAGCCGCAGUUGGUCAAUCCUGAAACGAAUCUGGACAACGAGAGCCUCGGAAUCCUUCUUCUAGACCAGCGCGUCCAAAUCGAGAACCCUCGCUUAGAAGCGUUCUGGCCUUUGGGUGCAUUAAAGAAGAUCUUGAGUGAGAAACGAAUCGCCACGGAACUGAGAGAGUACCGAAAACAGAACCUAGAUCUCUUCCGUGGACGCAAUGUAACAAAAUUGACGAACCGAAUUAGAUCCCAGUACCUGAAGAUCUUCGCAAUUCUGGCUCUGCUGGAGAAGGGACAACAGAUUGGGGCUUUUAUUGACGAAGGUGUUUGUGACAAAGACUUGCCUUUAAUUAAAACCGGAACCCGCUAUCGGUUUGAAAUUUCAUGCAGAAGAUCCCCUGACCAUUCACUCAGCUGCUUCCAGACUUGGAAGGCAUACGAACGCGACGCAUUUCUAAAUUACCAGCGCCAGGUCAACGUACCAUAUUUUAGCUGCUACAGCGGCAGAACCCCAGUGAAGCACGUAGAAUUCCCAACUCAGACCAUCCUACCAUUUAUAAUGUAUACUAGUUCCAUGGACGGAGGGUUUUCGAACGUCAGUAAGGUCAAAAUACAUCCCGAAUCCCAUAAUUUCGACGGUAUACUAGAGAAGAUUCAAACGAAAGACGUCUUUGCUAUCAAAAGGCUACAGCAAAGACAGGAACAUAAUACGAGAGAGAUGUUCCAGAGAGAGGUUAGCAUGCUGAAACGCCUUAGUCACAAUCACCUAGUCAGUCUCUUAAUGACCUGGAAUUACCAAGGUGACUACUAUUUGCUCUUCCCUUGGGCCGAGUGCGAUCUGUUCGCCUACUGGGCAGAUAAAUCCCAUGCACCGUCGUGGUAUGCAGAGGACAAAAGCAUAGAUCCUGAAACAGUGCGUUGGAUGUCUGGUCAAAUUCUUGGUAUGAUGGAUGCUCUGGAUAGUAUCCACUCCCCGCGACUACCCAAUACCGAAUAUGGUAGGCACGGAGACCUGAAACCUCAAAACAUACUCUGCUACGAGGAUCCGCAAGGGGGUAGAGGGACACUGGUUAUAUCCGACUUUGGUUCUUCAUCAUUUCAUACCGAACACAGUCGCUCAAAUAUACUAGCGGCAGGGUUACCCGUGACCCUCACUUACCGGCCACCGGAGUUCGACAUUGAGGGCGGAAAAGUCUCUAGGGCAUCGGAUAUCUGGUCGUUCGGAUGCGUCCUACUCGAGUUCGUUUGCUGGGCUCUUGGCGGCAUUGACCUAAUACGAAUCUUUACCCGUAUGAGACUGGGCCCUUACAUUACUGGCAUAGAAAGUGAUCACUUCUUUGAGACCAUGGCUCUCCCAGGUGGAGGUCAUGCCAUGAAGGUGAAGGGCCAAGUUUCCAAAUUCAUUGCGGAGCUUCAUAGUAACGACAGGUGCACUCAGUACUUCCACGAAUUUCUCGAUAUCAUCGAAGAUAACAUGAUUGUCGUCCUUUCAAAAAACAGUAGGAGGUCACAAUCCAGCGAAAUACUGGGUAAACUCACAACAUUGCAUCAGAAGGUCACAGAAAACAAGGACUAUUGCCAAAGGCCAUGUCCUAUGUUCCAGCGCCCCAAAACCAAAGCAGCAGUAGAAGUCGUUUUAAAUGAGAUCAUCUCCAUUCGUACUGUAAAGUACCCUGGUUUUAAUUUAAGUUCAGACAUCCUGGAAACCAAGGCAUCCAAAGAACUCAACAAGUCGCUGCCUCUACCAGGGCCACCUGAGCGAGGAGAGACUGCAGAUCAAAAGAAGUCCAUUGGAGGGGCUUCCCCUCACGUAGGAGAUUCUUCAAGCCUAGCCGAGGCUUCCGGCACAGGUGGAAUUACGACUGGGAAAACAACAGAUUCACUCAUUUCAAUGGCCUCGCGACUCUCGCCUAAAUAUAAAACAUAUCAGGCUGGCUUGUGGCUCUACUAUGUUUAGAAAGAUAUUGACAAUGCUUAUACUCAUAUCAUCACCAAUACUGCAUGAGUAGCUCCAUUGCACAAUGCCCAAUCCGACAAAGACUUACGAGAACAACUUUCCGAGCCGAGUUUUGAGAAUGAGGGCAAGUGACGAAGACCG
Lindgomyces ingoldianus is the source of this 2743-nucleotide messenger RNA. RefSeq lists its product as uncharacterized. Bases 65 to 2602 code for a protein of 845 amino acids. The transcript has 5 exons. Gene Ontology annotation, molecular function: protein serine/threonine kinase activity; ATP binding. The record is from RefSeq and is a predicted model, not a curated record. Lineage: Eukaryota; Fungi; Ascomycota; Dothideomycetes; Pleosporales; Lindgomycetaceae. Gene Ontology annotation, biological process: peptidyl-threonine phosphorylation; peptidyl-serine phosphorylation.